GGAGGCACUAUCAGUUGGUUUACGAUCGCCAAGAGACGUGGAUCGAAAAAGUGCGGCGUAUAUUCUGAAAACGGAACUGAGAUUACUGGAAGGCAAUGCUGCUGCUGGGUGUUUUGGUCGCCUUUGUAGUCCAUUUACUAGGCGGGCUGAACGCCGCGGACCUACCCUAUGAAACUUUGCGGGAGCAGAUUAUGGAAGCGGAGAGGGUGGCCUCGCUGGGAGGAAAUAUAUGGCUGUCAUCCGACGAGGAGAAGGCCAACAGCAUCCUGAUGAACGCUAAGCGGGCGGAGAUCGCCGAAGGCCUCAAGACCCCAGAGAAGUACGCCCCGGCAAUGCACUUCUUUCAGGGCAGGCAAUACGUCCGCCAGAGCGAAGUCUUCCGGAUGAUCCAGAAGAUGCCGAAGGGCGCCUUCCUACACGGACACAACACAGGAAUGGUGACCUCCCGGUGGAUCAUCCAGAACCUGACCACCACCAACAAUCUGUACACCUGCCGCAAUGUGGAUGGACUCCUAGUAUUCACCUACGAUCAGUCUGGAUGCCACAGCGAGGUGCAGAAUGUGUGCACCGAGCGGAUUAAUGCCGAGGAUCGGGGCAAAUACGAGCGGCAGCUGGAGAAGCACAUCAAUAUGCACGGUCCCAGGCCGGAAGCCCUCUUGCCGAACCGCAAAAAGAUCUGGGAGCGCUUUGAAAAUAUAUUUACCACCGUUGAUCGACUCUACAAAUACCGACCUACCUAUUGCGCCUAUCACAAACGCCUUUUGGAGGAACUAUGUGAGGAUAAUAUUAUCUAUGCUGAGAUCAGAGCCUCACUAUCGCCUCUCUACGACGACAACAAUCGCACUCUGAGCACUUUGGAGGUGGCCAACGAACUGGAAAGGAUUGUGGAGGAGUUCAAGGCCAAGCACCAUGACUUUGUGGGCGUCAAAGUGAUUUAUGCCAAGCGCAAUCGAGCCACCGAGGAUGAGAUGUUGAGGCGCAUAACCACCUUCAAGCAAUUACAUCAUGCUAAGCCCAACUUUGUGAUAGGAUUCGAUCUGAUUGGACAGGAGGACACGGGAGAUCCGCUAAACAAGUACAUGAACCAACUUUCAGAUUUACCCAGCACGGCCAACUACUUCUUCCACGCAGGCGAGACAAAUUGGAAUGGGCGCACGGAUUGGAACAUGAUGGACGCCAUUCUGCUGAAUACAAAGCGCAUCGGACACGCCUUCGCAUUGCCCAAGCACCCACAAUUAUGGUCCACCAUCAAGAAGCGCAACAUCGCCAUCGAAGUUAAUCCCAUUUCCAAUCAAGUUCUGGGCUUCGUUUGGGAUCUGCGUAAUCAUCCGGCCAGUUUCCUGAUAGCAGAGAACUUUCCCAUCGUGAUAUCCUCCGAUGAUCCGGGUGUGUGGGGUGCCAAGGGUCUCAGCUACGACUUUUACUACGCCUUCAUGGCCUUGGCUCCGGCGGAAGCGGAUCUGCGAUUCCUCAAGCAACUGGCCCUGAAUUCCCUAAAGUACGCAGUGCUCACCUCGGAUGAACGGCGAAAGAUUAAUCGGGUGUUCCAGCGCAAGUGGCAGGAGUUUAUUGCGAAUGUAUUGAAUCCAAAGUUUUAA
Molecule: messenger RNA, 1598 nt
Organism: Drosophila takahashii
Lineage: Eukaryota; Metazoa; Arthropoda; Insecta; Diptera; Drosophilidae
Gene: Adgf-D
Product: Adenosine deaminase-related growth factor D
Biological process (GO): adenosine catabolic process; inosine biosynthetic process
Molecular function (GO): adenosine deaminase activity
Source: RefSeq, a predicted model, not a curated record